Molecule: messenger RNA, 2319 nt
Organism: Salvelinus namaycush (lake trout)
Lineage: Eukaryota; Metazoa; Chordata; Actinopteri; Salmoniformes; Salmonidae
Product: PDZ domain-containing RING finger protein 4-like
Exons: 9
Coding region: 1-2319 (772 amino acids)
Molecular function (GO): protein binding
Source: RefSeq, a predicted model, not a curated record
AUGGGCUGCAAUCUGUGCACUUUACAGAAACGAGAGGAACACUAUAAGCUGCUGUAUGAGAUCGCACAGGUGAAUGGAAAGGACCUCUCCAAGGCCAGUCAUGACGAGGCAGUGGAGGCGUUCCGCUCUGCUAAGGACCCCAUUGUGGUGCAGGUCCUCAGGAGGAACACUGCUAGCCGCGGCGGCCAUGUUGGCUCCACUCAGGAAGUGGGCGUGGUGGACGUGGUGGACAUGUGCACGCAGACAGACAUCACCUUCGAACAUAUCAUGGCCCUGGCCAAGCUCCGAGCCACCACUCCUCCCGUGCCUGACAUCUGCCCCUUCCUGCUGUCUGACAGCUGUCACUCUCUCCACACCAUGGAACAGGAUUACUAUGAGGGGAGAGCUGAUGGAGGGAGGACAGAGGAGUUUGAGUAUGAGGAGGUGGAGCUGUGUCGACUGAACAGUCAGGAGAAGCUGGGCCUGACGUUGUGCUACAGGACAGACGAGGAGGAGGACAUGGCUAUCUAUGUCAGUGAGGUUGGGCCAAACAGCAUCGCUGCAAGGGACGGACGCAUCAGAGAAGGAGACCACAUUUUACAGAUCAAUGGUCAGGAUGUGCAGGACAGAGAGGAGGCUGUAGCUGUGCUCUCCAGUGAAGACACAAGGAACAUCAUACUGCUGGUCGCCAGGCCCGAGAUACAGCUAGAGGAGGCGUGGUUGGAUGAUGAACACAGUGAGUUCCUGGAGCAGUUGAAGAUGGAGAUGUUGGAGGAGCAGCAGAGAGAGGAGAUGGAGCUGGAAGCACUACAGGAGGAACAGGAGCAGCCCAGAGGAACAGAAGAGGAUGACAUCACUGCUACCUGUUCCUCCCUAACUCAGGACAAGGACAGUGAGUUGGGGAUGUCUGACCACAAUGCCCUUCUAACCCACAUCCAGAGACGACUGUCCCAGUGCCUGAGGGAUAGACAGGACACUGGGCAUCAUCGUCUGGAAGAAGAAGAGGAGGAAGAGGAGUUGGAGGUGGACGGUGACCGCUUCCAGCAGCUCCUGGAGCUGAAGUGUCAGAUCCGUAACAGCGGGGAGUACGACCUGUUCUACAGCAGACACAGCACCAUCGAGUGUAGUCUGGGAGAGCCGGCUGGCGGCGUGCAGCGUGAGCUCCGCAUGCUCAACGAGGAGCUCUGCAGCAUUGAGCUUGAGUGCCAGAACAUCAUGCAGGCCCACAAGCUCCGCAAGGGCCCGGGGGGGACCCAGAGAGACCAGGUGCAGCAGGUGUCUCCCAUAACCGGCCGCCCCGUGCCCAAGGACCAAAACUUCCUCCGAGGCAGCAGGGACUCGCCCAGCAGGGGCAAGCUGGCUGACAUCAACAAGCGCCAAGAGAAACCGGAGAAGUCAGACAAGGACAGCUCGAGCGCCUACAACACGGCAGAGAGCUCGCGCAGCACGCCGCUGGCCAUGGACCGCUCCCCCGAGCACUCCCUCCAGAGGAGGAUGGUCACCAUCACCAACCAGAGGAACCUCCGCAGUAGCCUGGCAAGCCUUCAUGCCACAGCCAGCCCCAGUCCUAGCCCCAGCCCAACACAACGCCCCAACCGCUACGAGUCGGACCAGACUGCCCCGGCAGACGAUGAAAGGAGCGGGAACGGGAAAGUGACGCCUCAGCAUCCUCCCAGGGCUUCCCAGAUCCCUUACCUCUCCCCGUCCCGUAGCUCCCAGCACCGCCAGCCCAACACCAACAUCCCGGCCCACGCUCGCCACUACCAGAGCUACAUGCAGCUGAUCCAGCAGCGCUCGGCCGUGGAGUACGCUCAGAGCCAGCUCAGCCUGCUCAGCGUGGUCAAGGAGCCCCAGUUGAUCCCCGCCAACGAGCCCAAGAUGGAGUGGAAGGUGAAGAUCCGUUCGGACGGCACGCGCUACAUCACAAAGAGACCCAUCAGGGACAAGAUCCUGCGGGAACGCGCCCUCAAGAUCAAGGAGGAGCGCAGCGGCGGGAUGACCACGGACGACGACGCUAUGUCUGAGAUGAAGAUGGGGCGGUACUGGAGUAAAGAGGAGAGGAAGCAGCAUCUGGUCAGGGCUAAAGAACAGCGGAGGAGGCGGGAGUUCAUGCAGCAGAGCAGGCUGGAGAGCCUGAGGGAGAGUCCUCAGAGCAGCAGCGAAGGACGCAAGGAGGUCAGCAUCAUCGAACUGAGCCACAGGAAGAUGAUGAAGAAGCGCAACAAGAAGAUCCUGGACAACUGGAUGACCAUUCAGGAACUGAUGACUCACGGGGCCAAAGCCCCUGAUGACCCCAGGGCCAAAGUACAUAAUGCCUUCCUAUCGGUCACCACUGUAUAA